Molecule: messenger RNA, 657 nt
Organism: Neohortaea acidophila
Lineage: Eukaryota; Fungi; Ascomycota; Dothideomycetes; Mycosphaerellales; Teratosphaeriaceae
Product: ERV/ALR sulfhydryl oxidase domain-containing protein
Exons: 2
Coding region: 1-657 (218 amino acids)
Cellular component (GO): mitochondrion
Molecular function (GO): flavin adenine dinucleotide binding; flavin-dependent sulfhydryl oxidase activity
Source: RefSeq, a predicted model, not a curated record
AUGCCUACAACGCAGAUCGACUUCCCCAUCCUACAACAGUUCUUCUGCGUCGUGGAGAGCCGGACGGGACUGCCACCCCAACCCUUGGACGCGAGGCCGGCGCAACUGAUGGAAGCGCAGAAGAAGGAGCGGCAAGAGGACGACAGGACGCCCAAGCAGUUGCCCAAAGGUGUGGUGCUUGGGCCGGAUGGGAAGCCCUGUCGCUCAUGCACCUCCUUUGCCGCCUGGGCUUCAAUGACCAAGCAACAAGACCAACGCCCAACCACCACCUUCUCCAAACAAAUCGCAUCCACCACACCCACAGCACCCCGUCCCGACUGCCCCCCAGACGUCGACCAACUAGGCCGCUCAACCUGGACCCUCCUCCACACAAUGACAGCCAACUACCCCGAGCGCCCUUCACCAACACAGCAAAGCGAAACGCGACAAUUCCUCUCGCUGUUCGGCAAAAUGUAUCCCUGCUGGGUAUGCGCGGAUGACUUCCGGGCGUGGGUAAAGGAGGGGAACGAGCCGCGCGUGAGCAAUCGGGAGGAGUUUGGGCGGUGGAUGUGCGAGGCGCAUAAUGCGGUGAAUGUCAAGCUGGGGAAGAGCAGCUUUGAUUGUAAUCGGUGGGAAGAGCGGUGGCGGACGGGGUGGAAGGAUGGGAGUUGCGAUUGA